Messenger RNA from Anthonomus grandis grandis, 1795 nucleotides. Its product is annotated as juvenile hormone esterase-like. The transcript is spliced from 11 exons. NCBI's taxonomy places the organism in Eukaryota, Metazoa, Arthropoda, Insecta, Coleoptera, Curculionidae. Bases 116 to 1756 code for a protein of 546 amino acids. The record is from RefSeq and is a predicted model, not a curated record.
AGUUUUAUCAAUAAAUUGUUUAUUUGAAUAAAUUUGUAAAAGCUUAUCAUUAAAUAUCAUUCAAUAUCAUCCCUUAUAAAUAUUCAGUUUUUACGCCAACGCUUAUUCAAUCAAAAUGUUUGUUUAUAAACUCUUAGUACUUUUCAAUGUGGUCAAUUUUAUUUUUUGUGAUGAUCUUACUGUCACAACCAAGUAUGGCCAGGUUAAGGGCAGGAUCCAGACUAUGUUAGAUAAUAGCACUUAUUAUGCAUGGCAAGGUAUUCCGUACGCAGCUCCUCCUAUUGGAAAAUUAAGAUUUCAGGCUCCGACAGAACCUUCUUCCUGGAGCGGAGUAAAAAAUACUACUAAAAAUUCAAAUGUUUGCUAUCAGGUAAAGUCAGAUUCACCCAACGAAAAUGAAGACUGUCUUUAUUUAAAUGUCUACGUACCAUCAAACAGGGGCUCUGAAAAAUUGCCAGUUCUAUUUUGGAUCUAUGGAGGAGCCUUUAGAGGCGGAUCUUCCAGUUUCAACUCAGUUGGUCCAGAUAGAAUAAUAGCUGAGGGAGUAAUUGUUGUAUCUCAUAAUUAUAGGAUAGGACCUUUUGGCUUCUUAUCAACCGGCGACACUGUAGUUCCUGGAAAUGCUGGCCUUAAAGAUCAAGCAUUUGCCUUGAAAUGGACCUUUGAGAAUAUCGCUGCUUUUGGAGGAGAUCCUAAUAAAAUUGUUAUUGCUGGUCAAAGUGCUGGUUCGGCUUCUGUGGGAUACCAACUUCUGAGCACGAAAAAUCAGGGUUUAUUUAGAGGUGCUAUUCAACAAAGUGGUUCCCCUCUAAAUGAAUGGUCAUACAUGUCUGAUCCUAAGCCCUACGUAUCUAGCUUAAUAAGUGUAAUCGAUGCAAAUGCAACUGUCGGAACUGACAGUAGUGCUCAACUGGCAUACUUACAAAGCCUUAAUGCUUCUGUUAUAGAUGCUGCUUCUAAAAGUACCACUCCGACUUUAACAUUGCCAGUUGUUGAGCCAGAACAUGAUGGUGCUUUCAUUACGCAAAAAAUGUUUGAAGCUUUUGCAGCUGGAAACUAUAAUAAAGUGCCCGUUAUCAUUGGAUGUAAUUCUGAAGAGGAUCUUUUUCUUUCAAAAUCAAGUGCAUAUGUUAGACAAAUUGGCCAAAGAUAUGACGAUAAUCCUCAUGCCCUACUUCCCGUAAACUUAGUCACAGAUGACAGUAAUAAAGACGAAUUAGCUGCACAAAUUAAAAAGUUUUAUAUUGAUGGCGAUGACGAAUUUAAAAGCAGAUAUGAUGCUGUUAUUCGGUUUGGAAGCGACAGCGGUUUUACCCGAGGAGCAAUUAAGCAAGGAGAACUUAUGUCAGCUUUUAAUGAUGUCUACUUUUACAUAUUUUCUUACGAUGGUAAAUUAGGUGGAUGGAAUAAAAACGUAACUGGCGCUGAGAAAGUUACGCACGGUGAAGAUUUAUAUUAUAUAUGGGUACACAGAGGUACCACCUCAAACGAAGACUUAAGUAAAUAUCCAGAAUCUGAUCAACUUACUAGUCAACGGAUAGUUAAAAUGUGGACCAACUUUGCUAAGACCUUAAAUCCUACCCCUGACAAUUCUACUUUACUUCAGGGAGUAACUUGGCCCAAAGUUAAUGCGACCAAUUACCAAUAUUUAGAUAUCGACACUGACCUAGAGGUGAAGAAUACACCAAAAUUGUCUUACCCUUUCUGGAAAGCUGCCUAUGAAAGUUAUGGAACAAGACCAUAUGUAACUUAUUAAAAUAUAUAGAAAAGUAAAAAUACAGAAACUCUAAAACAA